CACCCCUCCAUUAGUUGACGAUUCUUUCCUUUUCAAUUUUCAAUUAUAAGUUUCCUUUCAAAACAUUAAUACACAAAAUUUGUAACUCCAAAGUUGAUAUAUAUAUUUAACUUAAAUCUUUCUUUUUUGGUUCUGUAACUCUCUCCAGAUCUUUUUUUCUUUUCUUUUAUAUUCACUGUUUUUUCUUCACUCUCUCUGGAUCUGAACCUGGGAAGAGAUCCUUGAUGAAAAAGUUUAAGGGCCAUGUUUUCACAAGUUGAAUGACAAUAUUUAUGUUUUUCUGACAUUAGGGAAGAGGGUAACUCCAGUUACAAAAAUAUAACAGAUCCUCCCAUGGAUGAAAAACCAGAGGGACAUACUGAUGGUAUUCACAAAGAAGAUCAAGGAAAACCUGUGGAGGUGGAGGAGAUGCAUAGUCUGAACAUCAGCAAGGACGAUGUUAAUAAGUUAGAGGACGGUAAUAAAGAAGACAAAGAUGACAAACAUGUUGAACAAGGUGACAGGAUGAAUAAGGAUGGGGAUUUGGAUUCCAAAGCUCAAGAAGAAGUGAACGAAACUACAAGAGAAGAUCUUGCUGAGGAGGAGCAAGAACCAGUCUUCGAUGGAACAGAGGUUCCUGGGAUGCAGGCUAAUCGGAGUUCAUCAACUCGUUCCUUGGAUCCUGAUCCAGAGGAAGAGGGGUCUGUGUGGCCUGAGAAAGCAGUGGCACUUAAGAAUUUUGUUAAGGAAAAGGGUGCUGCAGUGACCAGUGUCCUGCGUCGGCUUUCUUUAAAAAGAGAUGGAGUUGAACAGGCUAAUGUUGAUGUAGAUAAGGACACUUCAGAUUCUGCUAAACUUGGGGAGCAAGCUGCAAUGUCUCCAAGGACUGCAGAAAGAUCUGCUUGGAAUCCCUUAAACUACAUUAAGGUGUCACGUGAUACUGAUUCAGAAAGCAAAGCCGAGCAGGGGAAGAAUAUCAUUGAAGAAUCACUUCUACCUAUUGCCACAAAAGGAAGAAUUAUAUUGUAUACAAGGUUAGGAUGCCGAGAUUGUAGAGAAGCUAGGUUAUUUCUGCAAAGAAAAAGGCUUAGAUAUGUUGAGAUCAACAUUGAUGUAUACCCCAGUAGAAAGUUGGAGAUAGAGAAGGUCUCUGGAUCUUGUGCCGUUCCUAAGGUCAUCUUGAAUGAAGUAUUGAUUGGGGGCUUGAGUGAACUAAAAGGCUUAGAUGAGUCUGGCAAGCUUGAUGAGAAGAUUGAUUUUUUUAUUUCUGAAGCACCGUCACCUGAAGCACCUUUACCACCUCUUCCUGGUGAAGAUGAUGUGUCCGAUAAUGGACCUGUUGAUGAACUAGCUGUAAUUGUUCAAAAAAUGAAAGCAACUAUUGUUGUGAAGGAUCGGUUAUACAAGAUGCGCAGGUUCACUAAUUGUUUUCUAGGUUCGGAAGCAGUAGAUUUUCUAUCUGAAGAUCAGUACCUGGAAAGGGAAGAGGCUGUUGAAUUUGGGCAAAAGCUUGCCAGUGAGCACUUUUUCCGACAUGUUCUUGAUGAGAAUCUUUUUGAGGAUGGUGACCACUUGUAUCGGUUCUUGGACCAUGAUCCUACUGUGUCGUCUCAAUGUCACAACAUUCCAAGGGGUAUAAUUGAACUGAAGCCAAAGCCCAUUGCUGAAAUUGCAUCAAGGCUGAGGUUUUUGUCCUAUGCUAUUUUUGAAGCGUAUGCAUCAGAAGAUGGAAGACAUGUUGAUUACAGAAGUAUUCAUGGAAGUGAGGAAUUUGCAAGGUACUUAAGAAUAGUUCAAGAGCUCCAAAGAGUAAAAGUUCAGGACAUGCCAAGGGAGGAGAAGCUCGCUUUUUUCAUAAAUUUGUACAAUAUGAUGGCUAUCCAUGCAAUACUAGCGUGGGGUCAUCCUGCUGGUCCAUUGGAACGAAGGAAGCUGUUUGGAGACUUUAAGUAUGUUGUUGGUGGGUGCACAUAUUCGCUUUCAUCCAUUCAGAAUGGCAUUUUAAGGGGCAAUCAAAGGCCACCAUACAAUCUUAUGAAACCAUUUGGCGUAAAAGAUAAACGAUCACAGGUGGCUCUACCCUAUCCCGAGCCUCUAAUUCACUUUGCCCUGGUUUGCGGUACCCGGUCUGGGCCUGCUCUUCGAUGCUACUCUCCUGGGAACAUUGAUAAAGAGCUGAUGGAUGCAGCACGGGAUUUCUUAAGAGCUGGUGGCCUUAUUGUUGAUUUGAGUGGCAAGGUCGCAUAUGCUAGUAAGAUCCUCAAAUGGUAUAGUGUUGAUUUUGGGAAGAAUGAAGUAGAGGUAUUGAAACAUGCCUCAAAUUACUUGGAGCCAACUGACUCAGAAGCUUUGCUGGAGAUUAUUGCUGAUGCUCAGUUGAAGGUGAUAUACCAGCCAUAUGAUUGGAGAUUGAACUGCUAGCGUUUGAUUACUUUUUCCUACUCUCACUUGACAGAUUCCCCUGAUUUACUGGAGUUAUCUAUUACUAUGUCCUUUGAACUUGAAUAUACGUGCAGCUUUAUGUCAGCCAGGUUACAGUUUUAAUAAAAUAAAAUACCAAAGUGCCUUAAAAGGGUUUUUUUUU
Molecule: messenger RNA, 2563 nt
Organism: Gossypium raimondii (Peruvian cotton)
Lineage: Eukaryota; Viridiplantae; Streptophyta; Magnoliopsida; Malvales; Malvaceae
Exons: 7
Coding region: 334-2400 (688 amino acids)
Biological process (GO): intracellular signal transduction
Source: RefSeq, a predicted model, not a curated record